This is a messenger RNA of Anguilla anguilla (European eel), 4201 nucleotides long. RefSeq names its product SID1 transmembrane family, member 2 (gene sidt2). Bases 899 to 3499 code for a protein of 866 amino acids. The transcript is spliced from 28 exons. NCBI's taxonomy places the organism in Eukaryota, Metazoa, Chordata, Actinopteri, Anguilliformes, Anguillidae. The record is from RefSeq and is a predicted model, not a curated record. Gene Ontology annotation, cellular component: membrane.
UGAGUUUGUUUACGGGGAGGGCGCUAGUGAGUGACACGGAUUUAACCCACCACAGAACUGUACUGUGAAUUUAACCCUGUGCGUGACAUACAUACCAACUCUACCCCGACAACAUCUCAAAACUGAGCAAGCAUUGCGCCCCGCGAAAUGGGUGAUGAAAAGCAAAAGGGGCUGAAAACAUAUGUGGAGCAAUCGGCAUGAUGGACGCUAUUUAACAGUAAACCAGGAUUCUGACGAUUGGAAGAGCCCACCUAUUCCCCUAUUCUGUGUUGUGGUUGGAUAGCGAAGGCGGAUGUAGCUUCAAUGGUCGUGUUUUCAAGAAGAUGUUGUAAUAACUGGCUGUCUAUAAGUAAUCCGACGAAGGAACCCAUUUGGAUGAGGACCUCCGAAAAUCUUUGGCUAAUGACUGGUGGGGCCAGCAAGCAUAGUGGAGCGACUUUGAUCACUGCCGGGCUGGAGCUUGCUAGUUAGGCGCAGAGGAUUGAUUGUUAUACUAAGGAUAUCAGCUGCAACUGUACCCACAACAAACAUUUUGCUAGCGGACAAGCUAGACAUUGACUGUGCGAUUGAUUAUUAGCUUAAAAAAUAUGAGUAUUGACAAAAAAGGUUUAUUGUGACACUGGUGGUUCCACAAUCGUUUCGCAGUCUUGUUAUGAAAAGCCUUUCGUGGUAAACAGCUGCUACUGCGAGCUAAACGUGUCUAGUGAUACGUGGCUAGACUUAUUUAUUACGCUAACCUUAGCUGUCAGACAAUUGAUGAUCCAUUUUAAACCGGUCUUGUGGAAUGAAGCUACGGAACAAUUAGUCUAGAGGAAUUGUGGUGUUCGAGAUAGUAGGUAGCUAGCUAAUCAAGAACAACUGCUUGUCUAUCUCAUUAGCCAACUCGACAACUGUCAGCAUGGUGAGGAGAAGCUGCUGGAAAUCCAGACACAAGCCAGGGUCUUGCCCCAUUUCGACUGGUUUCAGAACCGGGUUAGUGGCUGUAUGUUUAUGGCUUUGUGCGACCAGCUGUGGGUGCUCUGGGAAAGUGGUACAAAAAGAUGCGGAGUUCGACAUAACCUACAACGACACAGUAACAAGCGACAUCCAAGCUAUCUACGCCUUCAACCACACCGUGUCUCGGAAUAAGACGGAAGGGGUGCGGGUGUCAGUGGACGUACUGGCUAGUGGGGUGGAGAGCCCCAUCCUCUUUGUGGUGCGGCAGAAGCAGGCGGUGGUGUCCUUCCAGGUCCCCCUCAUUCUGCGUGGCCUGUACCAGAGGAAGUACCCCUACUCCCAUGUGGGGCGAACCCUGUGCCAGCCGCCUACGCAUGCCGCCACCGAGACGCAGUUCUUCUUCGUGGACGUCUCGACCCUGUCCAGCGUGAGCACCCACUACCAGCUCCGAGUCAGCAGAGUGGAUAGCUUCACCCUGCAAACAGACAAGAAGUUCAUCUUCAUCGCUACCCCAUCCCAACCCCAGUUUUUCAAGUACGUGUUCCCCGAGGGCGUGGACACGGUCAUCGUGAAGGUGAACUCCCAGAUGACGUUCCCCUGCUCGGUUAUGUCCAUCCAGGACAUCCUGUGCCCAGUGUAUGACUUGGACACCAAUGUGGCCUUCAUUGGCAUGUAUCAGACAAUGACAAAGACAGCUGCCAUCACAGUACAGAGGAAGGACUUCCCCAGCAACAGUUUCUACGUGGUUGUCGUGGUGAAAACGGAGGACGAGGCGUGUGGCGGUCCCUUGAGGUUUUACCCCCUGCGGCCUGAUGAGCUGAUCGAUGCUGGGAAUCGCAGUAAGGAGCUGGAUGUAGUGGUCUCUCCUGCCAUCAACUCGGAGGUGUAUGUGAUGGGGAUGCUGUUUUGCCUGGGGAUCUUCCUCUCCUUCUACGUGCUCACCUUCCUGGUGGCCUGCGUGGAGAACAAACGGACGCACAGGAAGAGAGACGGCCUCCUCAACACUCCAGACAUGUCGCCAGCGGAGACAGCCUCUCUGCUCGGAAAGGGCGUGGCACCUACAUCCCCCUAUGAGUACGGCUCAUUCGCGGAUAACGGCAGUACGCUGAGUUCGGAGGCCAUCACAGACAGUAUGGCGUCGGCAGACACUAACUACGGAUACGUGGGACAGGAAUCCUUCAAACGCAGACCAAUCCCAAUGCAUCACUACGUAGCCCUCCACUUUGAGAGAUCUAUGGAGCACGUGGGGCGUGCCAGACAGGAGUCUCUCAGCUCAGUCGAGGAGGACGACUACGACACGCUGGCCGACAUCGACUCCGACAAGAACAUCGUCCGCACCAAGAAGUUCCUGUGUGUGUCUGACCUUGCUCGCAAAGACAAAAGAGUCCUAAGCAAGAAAUACCAGAUCUAUUUCUGGAACAUCGCCACCAUCGCCGUCUUCUACGCCCUCCCUGUGGUUCAGCUGGUCAUCACAUAUCAAACGGUGGUGAAUGUAACAGGAAACCAGGACAUCUGUUACUACAACUUCCUGUGUGCACAUCCGCUUGGUGCUCUGAGUGCCUUCAACAACAUCCUCAGUAACCUGGGCUACGUGCUGCUGGGUUUGCUGUUUCUCCUGAUCGUGCUGCAGCGAGACGUCGUCCACAGCAGAGCCCUGAUGCGCAACGACCUGGCUGCCCUGGAGUGCGGGAUCCCCAAACACUUUGGGCUGUUCUACGCCAUGGGCACCGCCCUCAUGAUGGAGGGGUUACUGAGCGCCUGCUACCAUGUCUGCCCCAACUACACAAACUUCCAGUUCGACACCUCCUUCAUGUACAUGAUCGCGGGGCUGUGCAUGCUGAAGCUGUACCAGAAGAGGCACCCCGACAUCAACGCCAGCGCCUACACUGCCUACGCCUGCCUGGCCGCCGUCAUCUUCUUCUCCGUGCUGGGCGUGGUUUUUGGGAGGGGGAAUACAGUGUUUUGGAUCGUCUUUUCCGUCAUACACAUCUUGGCCACCAUGCUGCUCAGCACCCAGCUGUACUACAUGGGCCGCUGGAGACUGGACUCUGGAAUCCUGAGGAGAGUGCUGUAUGUGAUCUACACAGACUGUAUCCGCCAGUGCAGCGGGCCCAUGUACAUUGACCGGAUGGUGCUGUUGGUGAUGGGAAACAUUGUUAACUGGUCACUGGCUGCCUAUGGGUUGAUUGAGAGGCCAAAUGACUUCGCCUCCUACCUGCUGGCCAUUGGCAUCUGCAACCUGCUGCUCUAUUUUGCCUUCUACAUCAUCAUGAAGCUCCGCAGCGGUGAGCGGAUCCAGUGUCUGGCGCUGGUGUGCAUCCUCUUCACUGCGGUGGUCUGGGGAUUCGCUUUGUUCUUCUUCUUCCAGGGCCUCAGCACCUGGCAGAAAACCCCAGCUGAGUCACGCGAGCACAACCGCGAGUGCAUCUUGCUCUCCUUCUUCGACGACCACGACAUCUGGCACUUUCUCUCCUCCAUUGCUAUGUUUGGCUCCUUCUUGGUUCUCCUAACAAUGGAUGAUGACCUGGACAAUGUGCAGAGAGACAAGAUCUACGUCUUCUGAGGGAAAUCCGCUUUACUUUUCUCACACUGGCUAAGAGUGACCCAGAGGCAAGGGAGCCUGCUAUAGGGCAGCUUUGCUGACUGUUGGUGGGGGGCCACACCCCUCCCCUUCUCACAGCCAAUCAAAGAGAUGGUGGGGGGCGUGAGACCUUGUGUCCCAGCGAGAGUCCGUGUGUGGACACUUGUCAUGUGCCAAGCAAUGAGACUGGGUCACAAAAAGAGUGCUGGAGUUCCUCCUAUCGCCUUUGCUCUUAACUGUUUAUUGUUGGUGAAGAUAGCAACACUCAUAAUGCUGAUAUUAAUGUUCUUAACCGUUAAUCUCAUAUCGCAUCUGAACUGAUCGUCCGUUUGCCGUCCCUGUUGGAAAAUCGCUGGACUUUUUUUAUGUGUAUGUUUACAACGUGCGUGCCUGUGUGUGCGUGUGUGUGACAGGGAGAGGGUGUGUGCUUGAAUGUGCUCGAUGUUCAGUGCAUCAGUGGCCUUCAAUGUUCUGAGCAAACAGUUUACCCAUGAUUCUGUGCAACACUGUCCGUGGAAUGGGAGUGGACCUUAACAGAUUGGGAGAGGUGAUGGUAUUUCAAGACAAAUGUUCCAAGUUGGCGAGAAAAUAUAUUUUGCACUGUAUGGAAAGAAUUUAAAUGAACUCAUUUUAAAAUACAUGACUUUAUGAAGAAGUUACUAAAUAAAGUUUUUCAAUACCUAA